Molecule: messenger RNA, 1165 nt
Organism: Nymphaea colorata (pocket water lily)
Lineage: Eukaryota; Viridiplantae; Streptophyta; Magnoliopsida; Nymphaeales; Nymphaeaceae
Exons: 2
Coding region: 212-481 (89 amino acids)
Source: RefSeq, a predicted model, not a curated record
CUCUGUCUCUGUGUUGAUGCUCGCUCGUGUUCUUAGCUGCCGAAAGCACCUCCUCUCCUCUCUCUAAUCAAACUACUCUUACUUCUCUCUCUCUCGGUCGCUGCGGUUGAUAAUUUCCCGAUCAAAUCUGGCCGUCUUCCGAUCCAUAAUUUCCCGGAUAUUAGCGAUUCGACGGAUUCGGGUUCGCCGGAGGAACAGCGGGAGCAGGGAGAUGGACUGGUGGCAGAAGAUGGUCUUCCCCGUCCGGCGGGUUUGGUUGGCGAUCUCAGCUCGCGUCCGAACGAGAAAACACGGUGGAGGGCUCCUAAAACUGAGAAACGAUGUCCAAACAUGCGGAUAUGAAGAUGUCCAAGUAAUGUGGGAAAUGCUGAGGAGAUUCGAAACCGAGACCUCUCACACCACCAAGCGCAAACGCCUCUAUGAGAGAUUGUUCAUCUGGCCCAGCAGAACCUCGUCCAGCCGAGCCAAGCUGUUUAACUAGAAGCUUGAUCUUGGGCAUGUCUAAAAGUGAAAUCUAUUUGAGCUCUUGACCAAUCCUAAAAAUAUGAUGAUCUUAGCCUUGGACUCCUCGUGGGUUUUUCUGGAUCAUGGGAGGCAUGACCAAGUUCAUGACGUCCUAGCUUCUGUUCGCAGCAGAAACAAGGACUUGGUGAACCUGGUAAUGUUGAUACUUAGAAGUGGUGGGUGGAUUGAAGAAAAGGGAAGUAAAACAACAACCCAAGGUUAUUAUCAUCAUUUUUUAAGAUGAGAGCAGAUUUCCUUAUACUGCCCAAGUUUCAGAUCUACAUAUUAUUUACUCAUAUGCUAUGUGUUAAUAUACAUGGUGUCGUAUGUCCUUUGCUUGUGAGAGUGUAAGUAGAAGCUUCUUCUGCUUAUGUUCCAAGUGUUUUAACGAAGUUAGGUCAAUUUUGAGAUGGGAAAGGAUAUACUUUCACGUUAAUAAUGAUAUACAAGUGUACACAUGAGCUGCCUAUUCAUGUGGGCGUAUGAAUGUACAGGGGCCCCAGUCUUUCAGGCAGCUGUGAGAAUGAAAGUGCCAGUUCUUGGUCUAAGGAUUAUGUAUUCAAUAAACUCAUGUUAUAUGCUCUUUUGAUCUUUCCUGUAGCAAGUAAAAAUGCUUUUAAUGAUGAAAGAAGGGAAAUGUCUGGGACUACCCUAAUUAUGA